Williopsis jadinii is the source of this 1449-nucleotide messenger RNA. Its product is annotated as FAD/NAD(P)-binding domain-containing protein. The transcript has a single exon. NCBI's taxonomy places the organism in Eukaryota, Fungi, Ascomycota, Saccharomycetes, Phaffomycetales, Wickerhamomycetaceae. The coding region runs from base 1 to 1449 and encodes 482 amino acids. Gene Ontology annotation, molecular function: NADP binding; N,N-dimethylaniline monooxygenase activity; flavin adenine dinucleotide binding. The record is from RefSeq and is a predicted model, not a curated record.
AUGACGGAGACACAAGAUGGUCCCAUCGUGUUUCCCAAGAGCGAUGCUCUUGUCAGUGCAAACAAUGCCUUACCAAACAUCUCCAAGAUUGCUGUGAUUGGGAGUGGACCUUGUGGUGCUGCAAUCACUAAGGCAUUAUUGGCGGAGAAGAAGUUCACCAAGAUUGAUGUCUUUGAGCGUCGCCCAACUCUUGGAGGACUUUGGAACUACACACCACUGAAGACCCAGAUUGACCCAACUUCGCCAGUGCCAAGUGUUGAUCCAAAUAGGGUGAUUGAGAAGGUCAAGGUGUCAUCUGAAGAGUUCUAUGAGAGUCCUGUGUACAAGUUCCUCGAUGCUAACGUCCCCAAGACGUUGAUGGCUUACAAUGACAACCCGUUCCCUGCAGACGAUGCGCUGUUUCCAACUCAUGAGCAGAUAUUGAAGUACAUUGUAGGUUACUCGAAGGACAUUGAGGAUUAUGUGCAGUUCAACACUUCUGUGACUGAGCUCGUCCCUGAUGGAGAAGGGUGGGCUCUGACGUCCCAAAGCUCCAUCACUGGUGAGGUGAAGACAGGGAAGUAUGAUGCUGUUUGCAUUGCAGUUGGUAAUUAUGAUCAGCCUUUCAUCCCCGAGGUUGAAGGGUUGAGAGACUGGAAUACCAAGUAUCCAGGCUCAGUUAUUCACGCAAAGUCAUACGAUGAACCUGACCAGUUCAAGGAGUCUCGCAACAUCCUUGUUGUUGGUAACUCUGCGUCUGGUGCAGAUAUUGCAUUCCAAUUGGCUUCAUAUUUGAACAGAACCAUUUAUAAAUCUGUUCGUUCUGAGAAUACGCUUCCUGCUGGUAAGUCUGAUUUGAUCAAAGAUGUUCCCGACCUGGACCACUUUGACGCUGAGAACAAGACUGUUUACUUCAAGGAUGGCUCAUCAAUUGACAAGGUUGACUCUGUGAUCUUCUGCACUGGCUAUCUGAAGUCAAUCCCCUUUCUUAAAAGCCCUCAUUUGAUCACUGACGGCCAAAAGAUCCACGACUUGUUCAGACACCUUAUCUAUAUCAAGAACCCAACAUUGGCCGUCAUUGGUCUUCCAAGAUUUGUCCUGCCUACAAGAAUAUCAGAGUCUCAAGGGUGUUGGUUGGCCCGUGUCUGGGCUGGUGAGAUUUCACUACCAAGUUUGAAGGACAUGCAAAAGGCCAACGCUGAAACAGAAGGUGACGAGAGAACACACCACGAUCUAAAGUAUCCCAAAGAUAUUGAAUAUGCCAACAAUCUUAAUGCUGAGUCGAGAGCUGCUACUGGAGAUAGGGGGUACCAAGCUGUUGAAUGGGAUACAGAACAGUGUAAAGUCAGAGCAAGUAUUAAGCCAUUAAAGGAGGCGUACAUCAAAUAUUUAUCUGAAACACAUAAAAGGGCAAAGACCAUAGAAGAGUUAGAGAAGGCAGGCUAUUUCAAGUUCCCUGAGACUUUUUGA